GGCAGCCGCGCAGGCAUUUAUGUGGUUCACUUACUCGAACAAAAGCUGCCAGCUCAGCCCAUCAGGGUGCCGAAUAUUACUCAACUGCGCAUUGCUGCUGCAUCGGCCCAAAACGCUCUGGCUAUGCUACCAGAUUCCGAUAGCCGAUCAAUCGCAGAUCCUACUCCACUUUCUCAGUACAUAAUCGCCUUAGUCAAAAAAGACAAGCCAGAGGACGAGCUCCAAGCCUUCUGUAUCGAGCAACUAGAGGUUUUUCUUCAGAAAAAUACCACAUCAUUUGUUGAAGAGAUGUUCGCAACCCUCAAGUCUCACGCAUCCUCGCGAACAGAAGACUCGUCAAGGCUUGUGGAGGACUGUACUAAAGUUUCACUGAAGAACGUCUCCAAGCCCAGAAAAAGUCAUCGUUCAAAAGGAAGUCAUAGCCCACCCUCUGACUCCGAACGAUCUACAGCCGCUGUGAAGACUACCCAGAGAUCGCCAAAUCGGAGGUCUCGUUCACCGUUAGACGAAAUAGAUAAGAUGAAGCGACAAUCUCAUGUUGAUUAUAAGCGUCAUUCCAACGACGACUCGCAUGAGUAUGAGGAGUAUUCACGAAAUUCUAAACAACGCCUAACCUCUCACGUUGUCGUAUCGUCAGAUAAGUCCGCUGUUGAGACUUCGCAUAGGCCUCAUCGCCCUCGGCAAUCGCCCGAACGUUCCCCAGAAUACCGAGAGCGAUCGGUUCAACGGUUGGAACGCUCAGAUUUGGACCGAACGCGAGCCACCAGAACAGGAAACUACGACCGUGAUGCGCGUGCUAGGAAAGGCGGCUCCCCACGGCUCCGCAGUGCAUUGGAUGAACCUAAUGAAGUACCGGAGAAACGCAGGAAGCGGUGCCGGUACUUUGACGAGCAAGGAUUCUGCAUACUUGGCGAUCGCUGCAAGUACGAACAUGGUAGCAAUGCCCUAGUUGUCCCCAAUCCUGCUGCCACUGCCCUUCUCUCCACCCUCCCCGCCGCCACACUUAUUGACACCGCACUUGCUAGUGGAGCUUGCCUGCUGCCAAGAACUUCACCUCCCGAUGCUACCCACGAAUUAAGUACCAUGGUUGGCAUAGAUUCAGCCCCCGUUGGCACCGACUUCCCAAACAACAUGACACAGGAGAGGAAGGAUGAGCUGAACAACCUUGUGUAUAAUCCCACCCCCAGUGAGUGA
Dibothriocephalus latus is the source of this 1194-nucleotide messenger RNA. NCBI's taxonomy places the organism in Eukaryota, Metazoa, Platyhelminthes, Cestoda, Diphyllobothriidea, Diphyllobothriidae. The record is from the annotation of a GenBank genome assembly.